AUUUCCCAUGCAUUCAUCUACAUAAGCUGGAAUCGCUGUUCAACAGCCAGUAAGUUGCUUGUGCUUGUUGUGUAAAGAAGUUGUCUACUGUUGAUGUGAACGUGUGUAAUAUUAAAAUGCAGUCAAUAGCAGUGUUUUUAGUGGUACUGCUGGUGGGAUUAGCGAGCUGUGAUGUAUCUCACAUAUUGAAAGAAAUCGAUGUCGAAAAGGAAAUUACCACAUUACCUCCUCCACCGAGACCAUAUUCUUUCAGUUAUGUGGCUGGUCGUCAUCCGGGACACAUAGAUCGCAUACACAGCGAAUCGUCUGAUGGCAGCGGUACCGUGAAAGGAUCCUUCUCUUAUGUUGACCCCAGAAAUCAAGUGCGCACGGUGGAUUAUAUCGCAGACGCUCAUGGCUUCUAUCCACAAUUGAGUCAUUUGCCAAAAUCUCCCCAGCAAUCGGAAGCUGUUGAGCGUGCGGCGCAGAAGCAUUUCGUUCUGUAUGCGAAGAUAGCCGAAGAACACGCGAAUCACCAUAUCCAACCUGUUCAGGAAGCAACACUACCAAAAGAUACGGUGGCCGUAUCCAAAGCAAAAGAUAGACACUUCACGCUGUAUGAAAAAAUCGCACAGGAGCAUGCCCAAAUAGCUGCAGAACGAGAAGCAGAACGUCUUGCAUUCGAAGCAACAUCUGAAGUGAACGAAUUACAAUAAAAGUCAUACCCAAAACGGCAUAUGACAAUUGGAAACUGCAGUAAUUCUCAAGGACCAUGUCUAAACAAUAACUCCUUUCUAAUUUAGCUGUAUAUAUGAUUUCUAUUGAUAUAUAUAUAUAUAUUCACAAAAAACGCAAACAAUUGAGGCCGAAGAUGUUCAUUGUUACAUAAAAAAUCAAACUUGAAUAACAUUGAAUUUGCGUGGAAUCAUGACAGAGGAAUGUUAAAAUGAAACACGUACGGUUUAUUUUUCACUACAAUGUUGUAUAAUGUAUGGGACUCAAUAAUAUACUCAACGGUGUUUUUACUUGUGACAUUAUACUCGA
Messenger RNA from Toxorhynchites rutilus septentrionalis, 1023 nucleotides. It is a transcript of the gene Cpr57A, whose product is annotated as larval cuticle protein LCP-17. Gene Ontology annotation, molecular function: structural constituent of chitin-based larval cuticle. NCBI's taxonomy places the organism in Eukaryota, Metazoa, Arthropoda, Insecta, Diptera, Culicidae. Gene Ontology annotation, cellular component: chitin-based extracellular matrix. The record is from RefSeq and is a predicted model, not a curated record. The transcript has 3 exons. Bases 117 to 695 code for a protein of 192 amino acids.